AUGCGUCUAAUCCACAUCGUAUUAAGUGAGCUGGUCUGGCUGGGUUUGUGCCAGGCUAUCGAUUUUUGUGAGAUAAAGGCCUGUAAGGAAGUGCCUCAUAUUGGCUGCCACAAUGACAUGAACUUUAAUAGUCGCUGUCUUCGCACUCACUUUCUGAUCAAGAUACGACCUUUUACCGAGUAUCUGAUCAAGAUUCACAACAAAUAUCGUCAAAAUGUGGCUGCCGGUGAGAUUCGCCAGCUUCCGACGGCAGCCCAUAUGCCUGAACUAGUGUGGGACGCCGAUCUGGCACUAGUGGCCGAAUAUCAUGUGAAACAAUGCCAAACAGCUCUAACUGAUUAUUGUGUCGCUACAAACGAUUUUGAAGCGCCAAAAGCAAAUGUUGGCGCCGUUUUCGAGUCUCGCAUCAGAGGCUAUUCGUCCACCAACACCGAAUAUAUAUCAAUAUUUGCUGAGCAAUGGCUUCAUCAGGUCUAUUCGAUAACAUCUGGCGAUAUACAUGAAUAUGUACGUCAAGAGUACAGCCAUAUUAUGACAAUUCUAAACGAAAAAGUCUCCCAUUUCGGGUGUGCAGCGGCCCAGGACUUUAAUUUGAAGCACACCCGAUUUCUGCUCAUCUGCUACUACAGCUCAGCACCCACAUUAGGGACAAUCGUGUAUACCACCGGAAACUUCACACCCGCGGAUUGUGAAAAUGGACCCAGCACUGAUCAUCCAAAUUUAUGUAAAACACUACCAAAAAGUGCCUAAAUGCUAAUCUAAAAAGUACUGUAGGUUCAAUGUAAAAUACGAAAUUCUUUUGAAAGCUAGUUAAUAUUUUAAAUAAAUUAAAUUGCUUAACUAA
Scaptodrosophila lebanonensis is the source of this 844-nucleotide messenger RNA. RefSeq names its product venom allergen 3 homolog. Bases 1 to 750 code for a protein of 249 amino acids. The record is from RefSeq and is a predicted model, not a curated record. The transcript has 2 exons. Lineage: Eukaryota; Metazoa; Arthropoda; Insecta; Diptera; Drosophilidae.